Zalophus californianus (California sea lion) is the source of this 689-nucleotide messenger RNA. It is a transcript of the gene NCBP2L, whose product is annotated as nuclear cap binding protein subunit 2 like. The record is from RefSeq and is a predicted model, not a curated record. Gene Ontology annotation, molecular function: RNA cap binding. Gene Ontology annotation, cellular component: nuclear cap binding complex. Lineage: Eukaryota; Metazoa; Chordata; Mammalia; Carnivora; Otariidae. Gene Ontology annotation, biological process: mRNA cis splicing, via spliceosome.
AUGGAUCGCGAACAGCUGCCCUCACGGUGUCCACUGGGCACCGUGUCCAACGACCUGAGAAUUCUGCAGGGCGAUUCCUUCCUGGAGCUGAGCGAGUGCUGGGACCAGCAGUUUGAUGGGGAUAAUGAUGAUCAGGAGAAAUUACUGAAGGAAAGCUCCACACUCUACAUGGGGAAUCUUUCCUUUCAUACUACCGAAGAGCAAAUAUAUGAGCUCUUUAGUAGAUGUGGUGAUAUCAAGCAUGUAUUUAUGGGCCUGGAUAAAAUUAAGAAAAAGGCAUGGGGUUUCUGUUUUGUAGAGUACUAUAACAGACUUGAUGCCGAAAAUGCCAUGUGGUUCCUAAACGGGACCCGCCUAGAUGAUCGUAUUAUCCACACAGAUUGGGAUCUAGCCUUUAGAGAGGGCAGACAGUAUGGCCACCAACCUGAGGACCAAGUAAGAAACGCGUUUUGUGAAGAUUUUGAUGUUGGUAGAGGUGGCUCUGGAAAACAGGCUCAGGCCCGUGAUAGAAGAGGAAUCCAUUAGUGAAAAACCUGCAGCUCUGGCCCCUGGAAAAAUCUAUUAAGGAACGACACCAGGUCAGCAAAUAAUCCAUUUUGUAACAAGUUGAAAUUACUUUAUGUGCUGAGCAGAGGCCCUUUCGUUGUAUUUUUCCUCUCUGAAGCGUUAUUAAAUGGCACAAACGAGAA